GGAGCACUACUUCUUGUUCUUUGCACAAAGAAAGCGAAAAAAAGCUUUCGGUGUCCUCACUGUACUCUUCUCUUCCCUCUCUAUCUCUCUCCAAAUCUUUUUCCUAUAUUUUUCAUUUUUUUCCCUCCAUUUUCUCUCUGUUUCUUUCUCAGAAUUCCAGGAAAGUCUCCGGCCAAACAACCAGCAGUUUCGAAUACUGGCUCUUGAUUUCGUCACUCUUCAAUGCCUUGAAACUUUUCGUUUAAAAUAUUCUGUGUAGAGCAUUUCAGUACUAGACUUCAUUCUCGAUCUCUCUGUCAAUUUGAUUGAAAUGGAUGCGGUUGAUUUUGACAACGUGAAGGCAGAGAAAGCGAACGCGAUGAGGAGGUAUAACCGCCUACAAAGCAUCGCGAGGCUUUUCCGCUUGGCAGAAGUGUGUCUUGCUCUGGUGUUCCUCUCGUGGACCUGCACUCGACUACCGUUCGUCGUCAAGAUCUCCGGAGAGUUUAUCCGCCGACUCGCCGGCAUCGUCUCCAAUCCUCUCUUCGUGUUCGUUAUCUGUAACGGCAUAAUCGCUGCGCUCAUCGCGAACUCCGGGAGAUUCUCUGGCGAGAACAACGCUGCGGGAGACGCCGACAGCAGUCUCUACGAUGAGUUUGUCAGAAACAACGAGAAUCGCGCGAAGCCGUUAGGCGAAGAUGCUCCCCGGGAGGAGAUAGUGUACGAGGACAAGCAGGUGAUUUUUUCACAGCCAAAUGCGAUUUCUCCUGCGUGCGAAAGCCACUCCAAUCGUGACGUCAGUACAGUUUCCGAUUCGGAUCCGGAAGUCGAAUCACAGAACCGGAGAGUUUACCGGAGGAGUAAGUCGGAGAAGUUGGCGAGAGAGAAAUCGGAAGGAGGCAUUCUUCGGCGAUCGGAGACAGAGAAGUUCCAGGAAAGAGAGAAUCUCGGCGAGAAAAUCCAAGCUAGGGGAUUGUAUCCAGAAGAUGAAUUGAGCAACGAGGAGUUCCAACGAACGAUCGAAGAGUUCAUUGCAAAGCAGUUGAAGUUUCGUCGGCAAGAGUCCCUUAGUGUCGUUCUUCAAAGCCAGACUUGAAGGUGAAUUCUCGUUUAACUCCGAAUUCCAAACAGAAAAAGAAAAAAUUAAAAGAGACCGUGAAGUAAAGAAGGUCGUCUCUUGCUUCCUUCUUCUUCUUCUUCUUCCACUCCUUGCACUGUUGGUGGCUAUUGGUUAACGCUAUGCACAGUGUUGAUCUGUCAUGAACAUGGAAUAGAGUAAAAAGAUUGGCUAUGCAUUUACCUCCUUUUUUUGCGUGUAAAAUUAAAUUUAGGCGAACUUAUCGGUGGCAUGGUUCCUCUGAAGUUUUACUUUCACGGAGAAGGUAAUUUUACUUUUAUCAAGGAGAUGAUUCGAAAAAACCCAGUAACUUAAUUCUCGUAAUGUAAAAAGAAUUUGGAA
Molecule: messenger RNA, 1438 nt
Organism: Carica papaya (papaya)
Lineage: Eukaryota; Viridiplantae; Streptophyta; Magnoliopsida; Brassicales; Caricaceae
Product: tRNA-methyltransferase non-catalytic subunit trm6MTase subunit
Source: RefSeq, a predicted model, not a curated record